Solanum verrucosum is the source of this 498-nucleotide messenger RNA. RefSeq lists its product as uncharacterized. Lineage: Eukaryota; Viridiplantae; Streptophyta; Magnoliopsida; Solanales; Solanaceae. The transcript has a single exon. The record is from RefSeq and is a predicted model, not a curated record. The coding region runs from base 1 to 498 and encodes 165 amino acids.
AUGGUUCAGACGUUGGAAGCGAUCAAGGGUGGUGGAGGCUCUAUUAAAGUUGGAACGACUGGUACAAUCGGUGCUUUGAUGUCAAGAGAAUUAGAUUCUAAGAAAGUUUCUUCUCAUGCACCGGCUUCAUGUAGAAGUAAGUCUACAACAGUUUGUUCAUUCAUUGCUGGCAGUGCUUCCAGUCCCAAAAGAACAAAUCCGAAAACAUCAGGUGACGAAGCAAGUAGCAGUGGGAUGUCUGAGAGCAAUAAGAAAAUCAGUGAAAUUGUGAGAAAAACAAAACAGUACAGUCGAAAAACUCAACAUAUUCCAAUACUAGAAUCAGAAAACAUUUCCGCAGAUGGAACGCCUGUUAGGCAAAAACCUGAUCGAAAGGGACAUCACAUUGUGGAAAUUGUGGACAUAAAUUGCAGAAAUGUUGACAGAACUUGGGCUGGCCCUAUAAAGAAUCGCCUGAAGAAGCUUGGUUUCUCAAAGUUAUCCGAAAGCCCUGUCUAA